Henningerozyma blattae CBS 6284 is the source of this 714-nucleotide messenger RNA. RefSeq names its product Eaf5p (gene EAF5). The transcript has a single exon. NCBI's taxonomy places the organism in Eukaryota, Fungi, Ascomycota, Saccharomycetes, Saccharomycetales, Saccharomycetaceae. The record is from RefSeq and is a predicted model, not a curated record. The coding region runs from base 1 to 714 and encodes 237 amino acids.
AUGAGUAAUAAUGUUGCAAAUAUUGCAACUAGCAGCACUAACAAGAUUGGGGAACUAAUAGUAUUACAACUAAUUUAUACAUUCCUCCGAGAAGGAUCUAACAGUAAUAGAGUGUCAUUAGUUAAAAUCACAAAUGAAAUUCAAAAUAAUGAGUUGAUCAAACGAAUAUUGAAUCAAAAAGAGAAAAAAUUAGAUAUUAUUGAUGUAUUAAAAAUGAUUAAAGUAAUUUUCCCCGGUGAUAAAGAGAAAACUGAAAUAAAAGAUGGAUUAAUAACGUUUUACAAUUUAAAUGAUAAAGACAUUGUAAAUAAAAUUAAUAAUAAAUAUAAAGAAUAUAAAGAAGAGAUGAUUAAAGAAAUUGAAGAUUAUGAUAAUAAAAUCAUAAAAUUAAGAGGAACUUCUAAAGUUGAGGAUAAAAGAGAAAAAUUGUUACGUUUAUAUAGGGAUACUGUUGUUAAUAAAUUACAAGGUAAAAAUAAAAUCUUAGAUGAGAUGUAUGCUGUUAAUCAAGAGAAUAAAGAGAUUCAAGAGAAAAUUAAUCGGAUCAAAGGAAGUACGCCCAAAAGUGUUCAUGAAUUACAAUUAAAUAUUCAAAUAUGCAUCACUGAAUGUAUCAUGAAAAAUCCAAUAGGUAGUCGAGGAUGGGAGAUUGGUAGCCAGGUUCAAAAAGAAUUUGAUGAAACCGUAGAGUUUAUGAGAAGAGCAUUAGAAUAA